ACGAUGAGGUCGGUGUCUAAGGAGAGCAUUUAAGAAGCCCUCUGGCCUCGAUCCCUCACAGUUCUAUUGGACUCUCCAGCUGCACUUGUUACAGCUCCUCUCAUCACCUUCAUCACGGCACCAGCGUCUUCUUCCCCGAACCGAAAACCGACGAUGUCCGGCAUCAUGAAAGUCUUUCUGCUCCUGGCUGUCAUGUUCUGCAUCUCUGAAGCCCAGCUUGAUCACACAUCUGGGAAUCAGUGUUGGUGUACAAAAGUCCAAAAGGGAAUUCGAAGUGGGACAAACAUGAAGGACCUCGACAUCAAGACCUACCUACCUACGGCCUUCUGUGACAAAAAGGAGAUUGUGGUCACCAACAUAAACAACGGCCAUCGCUACUGCCUGAACCCCGAGGUGAAGGCGGUGCAAAGACUCAUCGCUAGGAUGAUGUAACAAACGGGCGGCCUCUGAUACAACCAGACCCACCAACAUCACCUCCAGCAGCAGCACAGCUCACAUCUGAGCUGAUCAUUAUGAGCACCAGAUGACCUCUGACCCCCACCAAACAAAGGCACCUCAAACGACUGUAGAUGUAGUUAGAUUCAACUGUUUGUCUAUUUAUCCCCCUUUUAUACUGAUGUCCACUUACAUUACAUCUGCUCUAUUUAAUUUCCUUGUGUCUGUUUUUGUAAAUAUCUGUUUGUGCUGAAACAAAGUUUUAUGCAUUUUGGUAUGUGCCAGAGUUUUUUUUAAUAAAAAGUAAAUAAAUGACAGAAGCAUUGACAGUUUUUUGAUCCAUGUCUGAUGUCCAUGUCUUUCUGUGGCCGGUAUCAAGUGCUGCCACAGGCAGGCACGGCAAUGUUUUUAACUGAUCAAAAAUCCUCCAUUUCAAGCACCACAUUAAAACUAUAACUAAGUAACUAAAGUUCAUACUUAUUUUUCUACAUAAUGUGAUAAGUCCCUUCCUCAUCCCUCCAAAAACGUUUUAAACAAAAGUUAACUGAAGCUUGGCUUAAUAAAUUUGUCUUGUUACAGUUGAUGAAAA
Molecule: messenger RNA, 1024 nt
Organism: Pungitius pungitius (ninespine stickleback)
Lineage: Eukaryota; Metazoa; Chordata; Actinopteri; Perciformes; Gasterosteidae
Product: C-X-C motif chemokine 11-6-like
Exons: 4
Coding region: 154-432 (92 amino acids)
Biological process (GO): immune response
Cellular component (GO): extracellular region
Molecular function (GO): chemokine activity
Source: RefSeq, a predicted model, not a curated record